UCAAAACCCGGUAAAAAUGUUAAAAAUUGUUGGUAAGAAAAAUGAAAAGGCUUGAGUAUGGACACGAUCGCUGCGGCUGGGUUGGGGGUGGCUCUUAUUCUCAUACUGUUGGUGCUUAGGUGGAAAGUCAGGACUAUGAAGAUGGUGGUUCAUUCACGGCCAGAGUCAAUAGGCGACGCGGACAUACUGUCAGGAUGUCGGUCGUCGCAACUAGUCCACCGUCUGUGUCCGCACAACAACGUCAUCCAGAGUUUCGAUGUAGAACAGAAGGACAGCUUGGACGACCACCUCGAUAUACUUGCUAGGAAGCUCGCUGAUAAGGAAAGCCGUCUCCGCCUCUCAAAAUCCAAGAUCAGAGAGACACAAAACGAGAUUCAAAACCUUCAAGCGAUAGACCAGAGCGUGCGCCUCCGUUACCGUGAGAUCAUGGACUCGCUCCGCAACGAUCUGAGCAGCAACGAGAAGGAAUGCCGCAAGCUGCAAGAGCAGAUCGAGUGGGUGUCGCGCAGGAGGGCCGAGCUGAAAGAAGAGGCGAGUUUGGCGAUAGAUUUUGAGAGUUUACACCGUAUUCCAGAGUACGGUGCGUUGACGUUCUGUGACCAGGCGAACAAGAAACAGAAGGAGGCCAGCCGGUCGCCGCAGAAGCAUGUUGAGCUGCUUGGAGGGACGGUACGCCGCGGACACCGUCUCUACGGCGAAGCGGCGGCGGAACUCGCCAGCAAUUUAGCAGAGCUACAAAAAAUGGGACCUGACCGAGUCACAGAGAAGAUCGUCCCCACCUCCCCCUACCAGAGACACAGGAAGGAGCCCCAUUUACCGAGCGCUCCAGUGGCACCUCUGGUCAUCAAAAGUUCGCCACCAGAAGUGAUUCCGUUAGGAUCUGGUCAACUGGGAUAUCACACACCGAUGUAAUGCCGUGAAUAUUGUGAUUUUGAUAUUUUAUUUACUGAAUUUUAAUAUGUUAUACAAUAUUUAUGAUAUAUUUAUUUAUUACAGAAUAUUAUUGCAUUAUGCAUUAUA
This is a messenger RNA of Leguminivora glycinivorella, 1020 nucleotides long. RefSeq lists its product as uncharacterized. The record is from RefSeq and is a predicted model, not a curated record. The transcript has 4 exons. Bases 58 to 912 code for a protein of 284 amino acids. NCBI's taxonomy places the organism in Eukaryota, Metazoa, Arthropoda, Insecta, Lepidoptera, Tortricidae.